GGACCGACAAGAGACGAGUUUGUCUCGCAUUACAUACAACGGCUUACAAGGGUAUAACUGCCAAUGCAGCCAUCCCCACGGCAUCACUAUGAGCGGUUUAUCGUGGUGGAGAAGCCGGUGGCAUACGAUUCUUACUUUUCUGCGGAGGCGGAGCUCAAGGCUGAACUUUUAUUUGGCCGAGUCUCAAGGUUCGUGCAGAUCGUGAUGUUGCUGCUCGCGGGAUACUUGCCGCACUGCUCUGUAAGCAUCAAGACCAGACGGCUCGGUCUCUGUCCGAUUUUAUACAUUUUAUGCAAAUAAUGCCCUAGGCACUCACUACCAAUUGCUAUGCACGCUGGUCUCAUGCGAUCUGAUUUGAUCAGCCUUGCCGGGCUUAAGCGCCCUGCUUGACUCGGGCUACACCCAAAUAUAGCGCCGCGCACGGACAGCCUGACCAAGGACGAACGGCCAACAACGAACACAAUGUGAAAAACAAUGCAAACUACACAUCAUCAUCAACAAUGGCCGGUGAUUCAUUUUCUCUCAAAGUAAAGCGCAUCUUUAGGCGCAGUGCGCCAAAGACAACAGCGCCACCAUCGCCGGCGCCGGCGCCAGCCUUUCUUCGUAUCGUCCGCACCGCAACGCUGGUCGAGAAGCUGCGCCAGAUGCGCAUCGAAAAGGCGGCAAACAAGUCUUGUCUGUUUGAGACGCUGCCAGAACAGCUCCACCGGCGUAUUCUGAGCUACGUACCCAUGGACAGCCUCUUCAAUGUGGUGCUCAGCUCGUCGCUCUUCUAUGACCAUUUCGCGAGUGACACGCUGCAUGUCAUGGCUGAUUCUCUGCAAAAUAUGCUGCGAUGCUCCUCGCUCGACGCAUUCACAUCGUACAAAUGUGGCUUUGAGUCAUUUCGUGACGCUCGUGAGCAGUACUGUGUCAAGAUGUUUCUGGAGAUCUACCGCAACCGCCAAGGCGUCGAGACAUUCGCACUGCGAGACCGGAAAAUCACGGAAAAGGACUUGAUUGAAAUGUACAAGUUUCAUGUCAAGGUCAUUGAGCCGCUUGUGGAUCAGUAUGCUGCGUGGGCACUGCGCCAUCUCGAGUAUGAAGCAGAUAGCACCGACAUUGGCGGCGCCAUCAGUGAGACGGAACGGGUGCGCAUUAUCCGCGCGCUCUACCGCUUCGAGAUUGGCUGCAACGUGUGCGCAGAUACAUCUGGGUACUGGGUAUCGCCGCCGCUGACGCCAGACGAGUUUACUGUCCAGUUCUUCUUCAACUAUGAGGCGUGGGAGGUGGAGGAGAUGCUGUGCGUGGCGGACUUUGUGUUUGAAAAGAUGAGCAAGGUGUUUGACGAGGUGGAAAACGAUCUUGCGCCUGGAUGUGAGAGAAUCGGUGGCAGUGAUGGGUCAGAAACGCCUGUGGAAGCGUUUGAUCUGCACAACGACCGACUCUUCCUGUUGCCUGGCACGAUAUCAAGAGGUCUCGCGUUUGUCAAGUCUACUGACAACAAGAAACACGAUGACCUGGUCCGUUUGAUGCAGGCAAAGCUGGUGUCGGGAGAAAACUUCUUCUUCGCGGAAGGCGGUGUGUAUCACGAGCGCAUGUUUCGAACCGUUCGCGAAAUAACUGGUGACUUGGAUCGGUACAAGAAGCAACAGGACCGCGAAGCUCUUCCGUUUAAGGGCGACCGCAAUGUGUUUACGACAGGGCCCGAUGUGCCGUAUGCAUGGACGUCGAUAUGGAAGGAGACAUACAGCAGCGUGUUUGGAUGCAAGAUACCACGAGACCUGCGGCCAUGGGGGUACGUCAUGUGGGAUGCGGAGCGAAUUAAGAGAAGUAGGGUCAAGGAUUUGCUGGAGAAGCAAUGGGAGUUGGUCUACUGGAGCCAUGAUCCGCGGGAUCUCUUUUGUUAGCCGUUUGUUGCAGUGUUAAUGAUUAGCUAUGUGUCACGCUCCACCUGUCGUUGAGAAAUCAUUGCUG
Messenger RNA from [Torrubiella] hemipterigena, 1956 nucleotides. The record is from the annotation of a GenBank genome assembly. Lineage: Eukaryota; Fungi; Ascomycota; Sordariomycetes; Hypocreales; Clavicipitaceae.